CCUGUUUAUAAUUGUUAGCCAGGUCGUCAUGCCGCUAAUCGCGCAUGAUACGUUGCAUGCGCCACGUACCGUUAGAUUUUGGACGGCCUCACAAGCCCCUGUUUUGCGCCCGAGUCCUACAUGUACAUAGAUCAGGUAUCUUCAGGAAACCCACCAUGGCAACUGGUCCUCCAAGUUCGUCCAGUGAGCAUGUUGUGAACAUGACCAAUGGGGGCGGACAAGACAGGCCGACAGAAACAGGGAAGACGGUGCCAAAGUACCACCUACCAAUGCUUGCACAGUUCAGUAUUGGUGUGGCAGGCAUAUUUUUCUUCUACCUGAUCUACGGAUACGUCCAGGAGUUGUUUUUCAGAGAGCCUGAACGGAAGCCUUUUGGAUGGUAUCUGACUCUAGUUCAGUUUGCCUGUUACACUUUGCUUGCUUCAGUUGAGAUGAAGUGGAAGGGCUGUCAACCACGAAGCAUUCCCCUGAAGACCUACGUAUUCCUGGCAUUUCUGACAGUGGGUACAAUGGGCAUGUCCAAUUCCUCUGUGGGAUAUCUUAACUAUCCCACCCAGGUCAUCUUCAAGUGCUGCAAGCUGAUCCCAGUCAUGAUUGGAGGUGUUCUCAUACAAGGGAAGAAAUACGGUCCGAUCGAUGUCAGCGCGGCCCUGUGUAUGAGUGUGGGUCUGAUCUUUUUCAUACUUGCCGACAGCACUGUGUCACCAAACUUCAACCACACAGGUAUCCUUAUGAUCUCCACUGCAUUAUGUGCUGACGCAGUCAUCGGAAAUGUCCAAGAAAAGGCCAUGAAGACUUAUGAAGCCAGCAACAAUGAAGUAGUACUCUACUCCUAUGCCAUCGGCUUCUUCUACAUCCUGUUUUAUCUCUUUGUUAACGGAAACUUAUUUAGUAGCUUUUGGUUUUUCUAUGAGCAUCCCACAGAAACAUAUGGUUAUGCGUUUCUCUACGGAUUAUCUGGUUUCUUUGGGGUUUCGUUCGUGCUGUCAAUGAUCCGAACAUUUGGAGCUUUGAUGACAGUUACAGUUACAACUUGUCGCAAAGCAGUCACCAUAGUAUUAUCCUUUGUGUUCUUCACAAAGCCGUUCACGAUGCAAUAUGUAUGGUCAGGACUUUUGGUUCUCCUUGGCAUCUUUCUCAAUGUCUACAGCAAGAACCGACAUAAGAUAAACAACCUUCUUUCUGACAGUGUCCGUCGACUCAUUAUCUGCCUCCAGCAAAGGGAAUCCAAGGUGCAGCACCAGACUAUGGAAGUAUGAUCACGUGUACUUUGGCCACCCGUGAAAUGAGAAGCUUCGUUUCAGGAGAGAGAAAUUCAGACAGGAUAAAGGCUGGUUUGUACUUGGCGUAAAAAUGAACGUGAACAGGAAAUUGUGACACCACACCAAACAUUCACGCUUGGAAUUUGCAAAGUUGAACACGUUUCAGCGCCAACAAAUUUUGCUGUAAAUGUUCUGUGACAUCAAAUUUGCUUUGUUUUCAAGCAAAUAUGCAAGCAAAGUAUGAGCCAGCUGUAAGGGAAAAAGACUGUCAACAGAGAUCUGGGCAGGGGCAGAUCCAGGAAUUUUACGGGGGGAGGGUAAGGGGUGUUAGGCCAGUAAUUUUUGAAUGUCUCAUUUUUGUGGAUAAACAGAAAUGAUGCUGAAACAUACAUGACAAACAUAGUUUACAGUGGUAUUAUUGCACUUAUUUAGGUAUUUUUAAUUUUUCCCAUUUCCCCCUUUUUUUCGCUCAGGGUGGGGGGAUUCAACCCCCAGCCCCCCUCCCCCGGAUCCAUGCCCGCUGGGGUAGUGCAGGCAGUCAACAUUCUUGUGUGAUCUCCUUGUCUUUCAAAGGCCAAAUAUAAUUGAAAGUAAAGCAAAGUGCUUCAUUUUCUUCAAAACUCUUUGUUAAAAACUAUCAGAAAUUAAGGUUUAAGAUGCAUGCUCACAUUGUCCUUGUCAGUAUCAAAGAAAAAGCAGCAUUUCAUACCAAGAGUUGGGGAAUGAUAUCAGAGAAACAUUUGGUUGUAGUGUGUCCUCUUCAAGUUUUCUUGCAGCACUCAGUGUAUGUAUAUUUGCAUCUUUACAAGAACGUGGACUGCACAUGUGUGGUACACCCUUAUAUUUGGCUAAACUCCCCGUGAAGGUUUUGAGAGAGCCUUCCUCUUUAUUCCCCACUUGUUAAGGAUUCCUAACACAAGAAGAAAGUUGCAAAUACUUAAGCUCUUUGAACUAACUAUAACUCUUUCACCACUAAAAAGAUUUGUUCUUGUUUGUUUCAACCUGUUAACUUGUUUUUGAUUUAACAAUGGGAUGGUAAGCGGAAAGUAACAGAAAGAUUUUUCCAUCACUUAGUAGAGGUACCUGCACUUGAGAACUUUCAUCGUGGUCAGAAAUCAUAUCACUGACUCAAAUCACAUUCAAUUACCAUAGAAACAGACAAAUAAUUUCAUUUGUCGGGGUGCAGGUAGUUAAAUGUCUAUCCCACAGAUGGAGUAACUUUUGCCAGAAAUUGUGCCAUUUAUUUGCUUUUUAUUCAUGUUAUUAUUGCGUACCUGCACAGGCAAAUCUGAUCCAGGGUGAAAAUAUAGAAAUGCACUUCACCCAAUCGGCCAUGUUUUUGUAAAUUAGUUGUUUCGAUUGGUCUGGAACUUUUUUCACCCGUUUUAAUUUUUAAAUAUUUUUUAAUGUUUUAUAAAUUCCCAUAGAGGAGGGAAAGUGUUUGGUUCUUAGUAGUUCCUUGCUGUCUUGCAACAAGCGGGACAAAAAUAUCAAUUGAUUCUUAAUCAUUUUGAUUUUUUAAAUUGAUUCCUCUGUAGUGGUGAUUUUCAUCAUUACGUUGUAAAUGACUCCACCAAUAGAAUUAAAACUUUUACGUCAUCUGCAAAAAAAGGCUUUUUCCUCUGAAGUGUUGAUUUCUCUCAGGGGAAAACAUGCUUGGCCGCGGAAUAUGUAUAACAUACUUGUUCACAAGGGUUUAUAAAAAUGCUUGCCUUUGCAAAAACCUAGGCCUAGGGGCAGUUUCUUUUCAAAUUGACUAUUACUGAUAAUGAAACAGCAGAUUUGAAAAAGCCAGUUGGCAUGGUUCACCCAAAAAUUUGUUGAACUCUAGGAUAGAGGUGAUACCUUGCCACCAAAAAUGAGGAUGUCGAGCACUGUUUGUACUCAUUCCGCAAACCUGAAGCGUCCUUUAAGGAUGAUAAUGGCUGUGUCCAAAUCAUUUAUAUGUGGCUAGAAAACACACAUGACCCUAUGGACAGUGGCUGUAUCCAUUGUCAUAGACUCAUGCAUAACGUCAUCCCAGGGUUCAUGCUAUUUAGCGUCAAUGAGCGUCAGCAAAGCAUCGUGAAUUUUUUCUAUUUUCCUGCGAGAAUCUGGAAGCUAAUUCGGUGUCUCUCUUACACAGUGGCAGGUGUUAGAGUCUCUAAAAUAUGAUAAAACCACUUUUAAAUCUUUGGAUUGAAUGCAUUUUCAAGUUGUUGAUGCUUUGUUGACGCUCCCUGUGUGUGUUGAUGCUAAAUAGCAUGACGGCAUCCAAGUAAUUGAGACAACCUGUGCUAUGUCAUUCACCUUCUUGAAAAUCAUGGUCGAGAUUCAAGAAUGUAGUCAUUUGGUCUCAAGGACCCCCAGUCAUAACCCUUCCCACAAUCGUGAGGAAAUCUGAAAUAAUUUCUAACCUAAGUAAACGUUUGAAUGUUUUCUUUGAAAUUAUCAUUUUGUGAUCGAGAGGGUAGAUUGCACAAUCACUUAGUUUAUACUUUUGUUUAGAGACAUUCAUGCUUAAUUGGCCUGCAGAAAGUUUAUUUUUGUACAAACUUGAUACAUGUAUGUUUUGUAAAAUAUUUUCUUGCUAUUUAUGGGUGAAGGCCAGAAUUCUUUUAAUUUUAUUUAGAAAUAAACUUAAAACUAAUAAAUGUUGCAAAUAAUAAAUAAAUGUGAUCUGAA
Molecule: messenger RNA, 3926 nt
Organism: Acanthaster planci (crown-of-thorns starfish)
Lineage: Eukaryota; Metazoa; Echinodermata; Asteroidea; Valvatida; Acanthasteridae
Gene: slc35b3
Product: solute carrier family 35 member B3
Biological process (GO): 3'-phosphoadenosine 5'-phosphosulfate transport; transmembrane transport
Cellular component (GO): Golgi membrane; endoplasmic reticulum membrane
Molecular function (GO): 3'-phosphoadenosine 5'-phosphosulfate transmembrane transporter activity
Source: RefSeq, a predicted model, not a curated record